Colletotrichum destructivum is the source of this 1263-nucleotide messenger RNA. Its product is annotated as Putative extracellular membrane protein, CFEM. NCBI's taxonomy places the organism in Eukaryota, Fungi, Ascomycota, Sordariomycetes, Glomerellales, Glomerellaceae. Bases 1 to 1263 code for a protein of 420 amino acids. The transcript has 6 exons. The record is from RefSeq and is a predicted model, not a curated record.
AUGUCCGGCUACCCUCUAUGCGCGACGGAUUGCAUUGCUGAAGCUCUGCCGCAAUCCUCUUGCAUAGGAGAGGACCUAGCUUGUCUCUGUGCAGACGUUAGAUUUAACGGACAAGUUGAGGCGUGUGUGACUGCUGCUUGUACUGUCAAAGAGAGUCUCAUUGUCGCCAACACGACGUGGACGAGUUGCGGGUUUCCGCUUGCCGACAACACGGCCCUUCCGCGGUUUCUCGCCGGUUUUCUCUUCUUAUUGCCUGCUCUGUUUAUCCUGGCUCGUCUGUUGAACAAGAAAAUCAAUCCAUCUCCGUGGGGCGCCGAUGACACUUGCAUCAUGUUUGCAUUCGUACGUUGGGCACGCAUCUUCAACUUUCAUUACCCUAACACUAGUCAGGCAUUCACACUCGCCAUGAUGCCUAUGAUUUACCGCCGUGAGUCUAGCAUACCUGUUACAACCAAGCUAUUUUCCACUGACCAAGGAUCAGUUUUGGCUCUUGGACUCGGCAAGGAUAUAUGGACACUGCAGCCGCACGAAAUCAUUGACUUUCUCAAGAUCCUGUUUGUGACCGAACUGGUUUACACAACAACUAUCGCGUUGAUCAAAGCCUCAAUACUGUUCUUUUUUCUCCGCAUCUUUCCAUCUAUGCUAUUCCGCAAGGCCGUAUGGGCCACGCUGGGGUUGAACGCUGCAUCCGCCCUGGUGUAUUUUAUUCUCAUUUUUGUUCAGUGCCGUCCGUUGUCAGUUUACUGGCUCGGAUGGGACGGCGAACACCCAGGCGUUUGCGUGAACUUUGAUGUACUGGUUCUGUGGCAUGCCGGCUUCAACAUUCUUUUGGAUGUCUGGAUGCUUAUCUUACCACUGACACAGCUAUACAAGCUCAACUUCGGACUGAAGAGAAAGAUUGGAGUCAUGUUGAUAUUCAGUGUGGGGAUCUUAAGAAGCCUCACCGCAGUCACUUGUAUUCGGGUUCCUACUUUGAUUCAUUACGCGACCGUCAACAAUAUCACCUCCGAGGCUCUGUGGGUGUACGUUUGGACCCUAGCCGAGCUUGAUGUCGGGGUUUCGGUGGCCUGCAUGCCUGCCGCUGGCCAGCUCCUGAGAAGACUGUUUGGCAAAGUGGACAGAGGCACUGAAAAUUCGGGGUCGCCUGUCCUCUCGGCUCCCACGUCAGAGAUGGCUGCUUCGCCCAAAAAAAGCUCAGAAGUUCGGGAUAUCUUGCUUAGUUCAUCGGCAAAAUCGGUUUCGACGCAGAGAGGAAAAGUGUAA